Pelodiscus sinensis (Chinese soft-shelled turtle) is the source of this 1422-nucleotide messenger RNA. RefSeq names its product pepsin B-like. Gene Ontology annotation, molecular function: aspartic-type endopeptidase activity. Gene Ontology annotation, biological process: proteolysis. The record is from RefSeq and is a predicted model, not a curated record. NCBI's taxonomy places the organism in Eukaryota, Metazoa, Chordata, Testudines, Trionychidae.
AGGGCUAGGGUAUAAAAGUCAGGUGUGUUUUACUGCGGCGUUCGGGUGUGUUCUGCUCAGGAGCUGUUUGGGGGAGAAAUCGAGCACCAUGAAGUGGUUCAUCCUGUCUCUGAUUUGCCUCCAGCUCUCAGAUGGGCUGGUGAAAGUCACUUUGAAGAAAGGAAAGUCUAUGCGAGAGUUGAUGAAAGAGAAAGGCGUUCUGGACAGUUUCCUGAAGAAUCCCAAAGUUGAUCCCGCAAGGAAGUACCACUUCAAUAAUUACAAUGUCGCUAAUGUACCAAUAGCCAACUACUUGGACACCUACUACUUCGGAGAGAUCAGCAUUGGGACUCCACCCCAGAACUUCCUGGUUCUCUUCGACACCGGCUCCUCCAACCUGUGGGUGCCCUCUACGUACUGCCAGACCCAGGCCUGCUCCAAUCAUGCAAGGUUCAAUCCCAACCAAUCAUCCACCUUUUCCAACAUUGGAACAACCUACACACUGCCCUAUGGGUUUGGAGACGUGGAAGUGGUGUUAGGUUAUGACACGGUGACGAUCCAGAACAUGGUCGUUGAAAACCAGGAAUUUGGUCUGAGUCAAAAUGAACCUAACUACCCCUUCUACUAUACUUACUUUGAUGGGAUUUUGGGAAUGGCUUAUCCUCCGGUAGCCCUACCAGGGUACAACACACUUAUGCAGGAACUGGUGAAGCAGGGCCAGCUUACUGAGCUUAUCUUCAGUUUCUAUUUCUCCCGCCAGCCCACGUAUGAUUACGGAGGGGAAGUCAUCUUGGGAGGCAUUGACACCCAGCUGUUCUCUGGCCAGAUUACCUGGAUCCCUGUUAUCCAAGAGGUUUACUGGAAGAUUGGUAUUGAAGAGUUUGUUAUCGGACAGCAGGCAACUGGCUGGUGCAGCCAAGGCUGUCAGGGCAUCGUGGACACAGGGACAUUUCAGCUCACCGUCCCGCAGCAGUACUUGGGGUACUUCCUGGAGGCUGUGGGGGCUCAGGAAUCUAACGGAGAGUACGUGGCUGAUUGCAGCAACAUCUCAAACAUGCCGACCAUCACCUUCGUCAUCAACGGAUCCCAGUUCCCGCUGCCCCCCUCCGUCUACGUCCUCAAUAACAAUGGCUACUGCACUCUUGGAAUUGAGGUCACUUACGAACCCUCUCAGAAUGGGCAGCCGCUCUGGAUCAUGGGUAACAUCUUCCUUAGGGAAUAUUAUUCUGUCUUUGAUAUGGCCAACAACCAAGUGGGCUUAGCCCUAGCUGCCUAGUUAAACGAGGCCUCACCAGAACUGGCGAAAACAUUCCCUUUCUGGUCUAAAUCUUCUCUCCUGGACACUGUUGGAAUCAGACAUAGACUGUGUAAUUCUUACUGUGCCUUGCAUACAGCCUCAGCUUACCUCUGGCUUGCGUAUCCAUGCUCUCCACAUGUAUUGUU